AAAGUAAACCUCCACUUUGAAAGUCCUCCCUGCCCGACCCACUGGGCGGGAUUCAGGCGUUCAAAGCGGUAGCCGGCAGUGGGCAGAGGCGACGUGGGUUACACAGCAUGGCAGACACGUUGGAUGAGCCUUGGUGGGAGACACCUGAAGGAACUAAGGAACCAGCCCUUUCAGAUAAUGAGGAAGAAUGUGCUAAUACAAGUGAAACAGUUCAGCAGACUUCAAGUUCAACUCUUGUUUCUUCGAAGAAAAGAAAAAAGGCUACAGAAUGCUUCCUCAAUGUUGAGAAAGCGAAAUCUAAGGAUGAAAAAGAAAUUGAAAUGAAGCCAAAGAGAAAAAGAAAGAAGAAAAUUUCUGAUCUUCUCACAGAAACUGUACCAAAGCCAGGUGUCCCAGCAGAUGUACAAAAAAUGCUCAAUGAACAUUUUGGAGCUAAACGUUCUGUGAUUGAACUAGAAGAAUUGAAACUGCCAGAUUCCUGUUUCCUCCCUGCCAAUGACCUCACCCACAGCUUUUCUUCCUACCUGAAAGAAAUCUGUCCUAAAUGGGCAAAGCUCCAUAAAAACCACACAGAGAAGUCAUCAGUGGUGAUGCUGGUAAUUUGCAGCUCUGCUCUCCGGUGUCUGGAGCUCAUCAGAUCAAUGGCAACGUUCAAAGGAGAUGGGAGAGUUAUGAAAUUAUUUGCAAAACAUUUAAAGAUACAAGAACAAAUACAAAUGCUGGAAAAAGAUGUUAUUCAUGUGGGAGUUGGGACACCUGGAAGGAUAAAAGCACUAAUACAACAAGAAGGCCUUAAGCUGACUUCCUUGAAAUAUUUUAUCUUAGACUGGAACCAUAGGGAUCAGAAAUUAAGAAGAUUAAUUGACAUCCCAGAGAUAAAAAAAGAAACAAUUGAACUUCUAGAAAAGGAAUUAAUCAAGCUAUGCAGAAAUGGCUCCGUGAAAUUGGGACUCUUUUAAUGAUUAUUUCUACAGUCAUUCUAUCAUCUGUUGGCCUCUGCUGUAUUGAGCUGCCUUUAAAAGUGCACAAAGCUGAAGAUGUGUGACAGAUCCUUUUGUCAUCCACCAUUCUUUUAUAAUAAAACAGUAUUUUAUGUGAA
Thamnophis elegans (Western terrestrial garter snake) is the source of this 1099-nucleotide messenger RNA. RefSeq names its product cms1 ribosomal small subunit homolog (gene CMSS1). The transcript is spliced from 10 exons. Gene Ontology annotation, cellular component: nucleus; 90S preribosome. NCBI's taxonomy places the organism in Eukaryota, Metazoa, Chordata, Lepidosauria, Squamata, Natricidae. Bases 108 to 959 code for a protein of 283 amino acids. The record is from RefSeq and is a predicted model, not a curated record.